Messenger RNA from Pteropus alecto (black flying fox), 7232 nucleotides. RefSeq names its product ArfGAP with RhoGAP domain, ankyrin repeat and PH domain 2 (gene ARAP2). The record is from RefSeq and is a predicted model, not a curated record. Gene Ontology annotation, biological process: positive regulation of GTPase activity; signal transduction. Gene Ontology annotation, molecular function: protein binding; phosphatidylinositol-3,4,5-trisphosphate binding; GTPase activator activity. Lineage: Eukaryota; Metazoa; Chordata; Mammalia; Chiroptera; Pteropodidae. Bases 267 to 5396 code for a protein of 1709 amino acids. The transcript is spliced from 33 exons.
GGUACUUUUUCGGGUAAAUUUCCAGAGUGCAAAGUGCUGGUCUCUGGUUUCAGCCCCUUGGAUUUUGCUCCCGCGUGUGGGCGUCUAAAAGGAAACCAGAAGCGGGCUUAAGCACAUAAAGCGUUCACAUGGAGAAAAUAACAUUUUGAGACAUUUUUGUGUUGCGAGUGAGAAAGAAAACACCAAUACGGAAGCAGACCAUCUCUUGUGUGUGUAUCUUGUUGUUACUGCUUUUUAUAACGUGGUUUAGUAAUGAAGCCACCAUUAUGUCCUCAGUCAGUGAAGUAAAUGUUGAUAUCGAAGAUUUCCUAAUGAACAUUAAUUUGGAGCAGUAUCUCUUACACUUCCGUGAGUUUGGUUUUAAUACUGUGAAGGACUGUGCAGCAAUAAAUGACAGCAUUCUACACAAAAUUGGAAUAUCACCUACGGGACACCGGAGGAGGAUAAUUAAACAGUUACAGAUAAUCUUGUCAAAAAUGCAAGAUAUCCCAAUAUAUGCUAAUAUUCAUAAAACGAAGAAGAACGAUGAAACUUCAAAGGCUCACCAUGCUCCGUCUUCUGAUCAGGAUACCUGCAUAGAACUUUCAGAUUCAUGUCGUGUUCAGACACCUAGCCCAACGCAGUUGGAGAUCGUUAUAAAAAAUCUUGAUCAAAGUGACGUCAGUGUGGAAAAUAGCCAGCCUCUUAAAUCAAAUGAUAAGCUGUCUCUUCCUGAACACAACUUUCCCAUUCCAGAAGAAGAACCAGACCUGAAUUUAGGUUCUUUACAGGAUUCUUUAUUUGGUAGAGAAAGUAUUAAAGUAGAAUCUUUAAGUACAAAGAAGACUAUGGAUUGUACAAUUGAAGAACAAACUGAAAAAGUUGAUUUGAUCUCAGAAAAUGUGAGUAAGCUUCCUAAUGCAGACCCUGAAUGCCUUUCUUUUGACUGUUCAUUAUCAGAAGCAAAUUCUGGAAAUGGAACUAAUGGUUUAUUAGAAAGAUCACCACCAUCCCCAUUCUUUAAAUUUCAAGGAGAAAUGGUUGUAAAUGAUUUGUAUGUUCCGUCAUCACCAUUCCUAGCACCUAUGAGAAGUCGUAGCAAGUUGGUUUCAAGGCCAUCUCGAUCUUUUCUGCUGAGACAUAGGCCUGUACCAGAGAUUCCAGGGUCAACAAAAGGAAUUACAGGAAGCUAUUUCCGAGAGAGAAGAAAUGUUGCUACCUCAACUGGAAAGUCUGUGACACAGCAAAAAGAUUCAAAUGAGGAGAACUCAUCUUCCAUCUUUCCUUAUGGAGAGACUUUUAUCUUCCAGAGACUAGAAAAUUCCAAGAAGAGGUCUAUAAAGAAUGAAUUUUGGACCCAUGAAGAAAAACCCAAAGGGGAAGGAACUACUGAAAGAAACUCAUUUUUUAUCGAAUCAAGCAUAUAUGAUAACAGGAGAGAGAAUGUAAGUGAAGACAAGAUGGAAGAUAUUUGGAUACCUCGAGAAGACAAAAAAAGUUUUCCGAUAGGCUGUGCUUCAGAUUCAGAAUAUUCAACAGUAGAAGAAUGCUUUCAGAGUUUAAGAAGAAAAAAUUCAAAGGCAUCUAAAUCUAGGACUCAGAAAGCACUGAAUUUGGACCCUGUCACUAGGCACAGUUAUCCGUUAAGCUCGACAAGUGGAAAUGCUGAGUCAUCAUCAGCCAUUUCCUCAAACGCAAUAUCUCCUUAUGCCUGUUUUUAUGGAUCAUCUGCCAGGAAGGUUAAAUCAGGCUGGCUGGACAAACUCUCUCCUCAAGGAAAACGCAUGUUUCAGAAGAGAUGGGUGAAAUUUGAUGGCUUUAGCAUCUCUUAUUACAAUAAUGAGAAGGAGAAGUAUUCAAAAGGAAUAAUUCCCCUUUCUGCUAUAUCUACAGUACGAGUUCAAGGAGACAACAAAUUUGAAGUUGUUACAACACAAAGAACUUUUGUUUUUAGAGUAGAAAAAGAAGAGGAGCGAAAUGACUGGAUCAGCAUACUAAUGAAUGCACUGAAAUCGCAGUCCCUCUCCUCGCAGUCUCAAGCAGUUGUCGCACCUGAGAAAUGUGGAUAUCUUGAAUUGAGAGGGUAUAAAGCCAAAAUUUUUACUGUGUUAAGUGGAAACAGUGUGUGGCUUUGCAAAAACGAACAGGAUUUUAAGGGUGGACUUGGUAUUACCAUAAUUCCUAUGAAUGUAGCAAAUGUAAAGCAAGUGGACAAAACUGUGAAACAAUCUUUUGAAAUAAUCACUCCCUAUAGGAGUUUUAGCUUUACAGCCGAGUCUGAAAAGGAGAAACAAGAGUGGAUUGAAGCUGUGCAGCAAUCGAUAGCAGAAACUCUCUCUGAUUAUGAAGUAGCUGAGAAGAUUUGGUUCAAUGAGUCCAAUAGGAGCUGUGCAGAUUGUAAAGCCCCAGAUCCUGACUGGGCAUCCAUCAAUCUCUGUGUUGUCAUCUGUAAGAAGUGUGCAGGACAACACAGAUCUUUAGGACCAAAAGAUUCCAAGGUUAGAAGUCUAAAAAUGGAUGCCAGCAUUUGGAGCAAUGAACUCAUCGAGCUUUUUAUUGUUAUUGGAAACAAAAGAGCAAAUGACUUUUGGGCGGGUAAUCUUCAAAAAGAUGAAGAAUUACACAUGGAAUCACCAGUCGAAAAGCGAAAAACCUUUAUCACGCAGAAGUACAAAGAAGGAAGAUUCAGGAAAACCCUUUUGGCGUCUCUCACCAAAGAAGAAUUAAAUAAGGCUCUGUGUGCUGCUGUAGUGAAACCAGAUGUUCUGGAGACAAUGGCUUUGCUGUUCAGUGGAGCAGAUGUCAUGUGUGCAACUGGAGACCCUGUGCACAGCACCCCCUACCUGCUGGCCAAGAAGGCGGGGCAGAGCCUGCAAAUGGAAUUUCUCUAUCAUAACAAAUUCUCAGAUUUCCCUCAACAUGACGUUCAUUUUGAAGGUGGAUUAAGUCAAGAGUCCUCCCAGUCCACGUUCCUCUGUGACUUUUUGUAUCUGUCUCCUGCUGCUGCUUCUAAACUCUCUUCAGAGAAAAAACUGCUUGAAGAGACAAGUAAAAAAUGGUGUGUUUUGGAAGGCGGCUUUUUGAGUUACUAUGAAAAUAACAAGUCUACCACACCUAAUGGCACCAUUAAUAUCAAUGAAGUUAUCUGCCUGGCUGUACACAAGGAGGACUUCUAUUUAAACACUGGGCCCAUCUUUACCUUUGAGAUCUAUUUGCCCUCAGAACGUGCGUUUUUAUUUGGAGCUGAAACAUCUCAAGCCCAAAGACAGUGGACAGAGGCGAUAGCUAAGCAUUUUGUUCCCUUUGUUGCUGAAAACUUAACAGAAGCUGACUAUGAUUUGAUUGGUCAACUCUACUACAAAGACUGUCAUGCCCUGGAUCAGUGGAAAAAAGGCUGGUUUGCUAUGGACAAAUCUAGUUUGCGUUUUUGCCUUCAAAUGCAAGAAGUUCAGGAAGAUAGAAUGCACUUAAGAAGACUGCAAGAGCUAACAAUCAGUACAGUGGUUCAAAAUGGGGAAAAAAUUGAUGUCUUGCUCUUGGUAGAAAAAGGGAGAACAUUAUACAUCCAUGGGCAUACGAAGUUGGAUUUCACAGUCUGGCAUACUGCAAUUGAAAAAGCAGCAGGUACAGAUGGUAAUGCAUUACAAGAUCAGCAGCUCAGCAAAAACGACGUUCCCAUUAUCGUGAACAGCUGUAUAGCAUUUGUUACACAGUAUGGCUUAGGGUGCAAAUAUAUCUAUCAAAAGAAUGGUGAUUCUUUGCAUGUAAGUGAACUCCUAGAGAGUUUCAAAAAAGAUGCAAGAAGCUUUAAAUUGAGGGCUGGAAAACAUCAACUUGAAGAUGUGACAGACGUUUUGAAAAGUUUUCUCUCUGACACUGACGAUGCACUUCUUACCAAGGAGCUCUACCCAUACUGGAUCUCUGCUUUAGAUACCCAGGAUGACAAGGAAAGAAUUAAAAAAUAUAGAGCAUUUAUACAUACUCUUCCAGGUGUCAACCGAGCAACAUUGGCAGCUGUUAUUGAACACCUUUACAGGGUUCAGAAAUGCUCAGAAAUCAAUCACAUGAACACCCAUAACUUGGCCUUGGCCUUUUCAUCCUGUUUGUUUCAAACUAAAGGACAAACUAGUGAAGAAGUGAAUGUCAUCGAGGACUUAAUUGAUAAUUAUGUUGAAAUAUUUGAGGUUACAGAAGAUCAAGUCAAACAAAUGGACAUAGAAAAUAGCUUUAUUACCAAGUGGAAAGACACUCAAGUUUCCCAGGCUGGAGAUUUGUUAAUUGAAGUGUAUGUAGAAAGGAAGGAACCUGACUGCAGUAUUAUAAUUCGGAUAUCGCCAAUGAUGGAAGCAGAAGAAUUAACUAAUGAUAUAUUAGCAAUAAAAAAUAUUAUUCCUACAAAAGAUGAUAUCUGGGCCACAUUUGAAGUCAUUGAAAAUGAAGAGCUAGAGCGCCCUCUUCACUACACAGAAAAUGUGUUGGAGCAGGUGCUUCGGUGGAGUUCAUUAACUGAACCUGGCUCUGCUUAUCUUGUCGUGAAGAGAUUCUUAACCAUUGACACAAUUAAACACUAUAAUGAGAGGAGAGCCCUGGAAAGUAUCAAAGAGGGAACCUUGAAAAUCAAAGAAGAACCUUCUAAAAUACUGUCUGGAAAUAAGUUUCAAGAACGGUAUUGUGUUUUACGUGAUGGAUAUCUCUUUCUUUACAAGGAUCCGAAGAGUAGUAAAUAUGACAAAAUGUUUUCUCUCAGUUCAAUGAAGUUUUAUCUUGGAGUGAAAAAGAAAAUGAAGCCUCCAACAAGUUGGGGAUUGACAGCAUAUUCUGAGAAACAUCACUGGCACCUGUGUUGUGAUAGUUUACAAACUCAGAUGGAGUGGAUGGCCAGUGUCUUUAUUGCCCAGCAUGAAAAUGAUAUACGGCCACCAGCUGGAAAGGAACGAAAACGUUCUAUAACCAAAAAUCCCAAAAUCGGAGGUUUGCCUCUAAUUCCCAUCCAGCAGGAGAAAAAUGCAACCCAAGCCCGGAGAAAUAUCGAGAGUGCAAAGGUGGAACUCGAAAAGCUGCGGCUCAGUGAAAAGCGUAAUCAAGAGUCUGGGGACAGCACGUUAAAGGAAAGAGCCUCCAUUGUGGCCCAUUGCCUGGAGCACAGGGAUGAUAAACUUCGAAAUCGAACCAGAAAACAUAGGAGUUUCAACUGUCUGGAGGACACAGAGGCUGAGGUCCUUUGCGGGCAGCAAAAAGGCCAUAAAGGCCUAAAGACAUUGAAGAAGACUGAGGAUAUCAAUGGCAAAGCUGCUUUGGACCCUGAUAAUAAGUUGCCAUCAAAGGUCAUUGAAGAGCUUAGCAUGGUUCUACAGCGGUCAAGAACCCUCCCGAAAGAGUCACCGGGUGAGCAGAGUUUGCAGAAAGACAUAAAAUGAAUUGUCUUGUAAUUUUUUUUUUUUAUAUUGUGUACAGUGUUUGUGUGCAAAUCAGAAACCAAACUAUAAGAAAAUUCAUGGUUCGUCUUGCUAUAUGUAAACAUUUAAAGAGCUUUUAAAAAUAUAUGUGUAUAUGUGAUAAAUGUAAGAUUAACUAUUUUGGUCUGAACAAAGCUUGUACAGUUCAACUAUAUUAACCUUGUGUAAAAAGGCGUUGAGUUACUUUUAGUGGCUAAACUUUAAAGUGGUUGUCUGUUAAGUGGUAUAACUUAUGAACGGGAAUCUUAAACUGUACUGUAUUGUAUAAAAUGCUGUUUAAAUGAAGCUUAUGAAACUAUAUGUAACACAUUUUGCACUUUGAGAAACCUUGUAUAUUAAGUUACUAUAUGUUUUUAGGUUUACAGAGGGUCCAUCUUAGGGGGAAAAAAGGGAAGUUGGAAGGGGAAGGAUUUAUUUUAGUGGCUGCCUAUUAAACAACACUGGGGUUUUAAAAAGAGGCAGAGAAUUAACAAAUGUCCUAAAAACCAAGGAGGUCAGUAAAAAUUUAUUCUAGUUCACUAUUGACGAGAACUUGUUAAUGAGAAACUGCUUGUUAAGAAAAAACUCUAGUAACUAAGUAUUGCCCAAGAGUAAUGUUCAGCCAGCAAACAAAAUGGCACUGGCCAUUCUUAUUUAUAGUGUUAGUGAACCAGCCACUGUAUACAUUCACUACACUUCAGUUCUUUGUAGGUGGCUGUUAAGAAACUUGCACUGCAUUGAAGAGAUUGUGUACACAUGACCUAUAUGCUAUUUGCACUGUUGCCGUGUAUAAGAAAUUAUGAGUUUCUUACUAUUGUUUUGGUACGAACAAAAUUCAUCAUCCCAGGGUUUUGUUAUUGUUGAUUUCUUUUUGUUAUUGUUUUACUUUUUUUUUUUUUUUUUUUUAUUGCUUCACUUUGUUCAUUUCUUGUUAUUUUAAGUAAGGUUGUAAUUUGCUUCUUUGCAGUGUCAGAAUAAACUAAAAGUAUACAACAUAUGGCCAUUUUACGGUGGGAGAUGGUUUAACUCUACUACACUUAUGGGGGGCUACCAGUUCACAUCUAGAUUUUUUCCUUAAUGAAGUAGUAGCCUCCUUCCUGUGCCUAAUGAAUAAUGACAAAGCCCUGUAUCUUUACUUCCACAGAAGAUCAGCUACUGUGCUGGAGAUUUUCCUAAGACAGAUAAUACUAAUUAUAGUUCAUGUUUGGAACAGUACUUUUCAGCAGUUUCUUUAGAAUUUUAUCACAUCUGGUGAGUUUUGAUCUAAAAAUUAGUUUAUGUAGCUAAACUUUAUUCCUGUAAUUUCUUUUUUUUCUCCUCUACUUUUCAGGUGUCUUAUUAGAAUUUGUAUACAAAGAUGCAUACUUUGGUCAAUCCAAUCAUAUUACAGUAAUAUGCUGUUAAAUGCUAUGAAUUUCUUCAUUGUAAUAUAUUUGGUGCAGAUAAAAGUGUGUCCCCUGGGUAUGUGAUAUUUAUUCUUUCAAUCCAAAUAGAUUGGAUUAAAAAUAAACCAACUGCAGGUCAGUUUAUAAAAUAGUGGUACUACUGGGGAGCCUUCAUGGUAUUUAGGAAAAAAAUCUAAAACUAUUCCUAAUAAAUGAUAAUAUGUUAUGAAGAAAAUGUAUGAAAAUCAAUAUUUUGACAGUGUUGGACAAUGGGAAAGUAUCUGGAGCUUUUUUGUAUUAUCUGGAUAUUUUUGAAACUUGAGCUUAAAAUCUAAUAGCUUUUGUUUCUCUUCCUUUCCUAUAUAAUUGUCUCCAUUUUUCAAAUGUAAGGGCUAAUGAUAACAUCUCAUAUUUUGAGUAAAAAUUAAAAUUG